AUGGCUACAAUAAAAGGCUCACAGCGUCCGACUCCAGUGACGCGCCCAUGGAAUACAAAAGACCUGGGCAAGCGCUUAGGCGUCGAUGCCGCCAGCGCAGCAACAGCUGGCGCGCUGACCUGUCCCUUGAUCACAAUCAUUGAUCGGGCCAUCAUGGAAAAAGCUUCCAAGGGCUUCCCGAUUCAGCAAACCAUAACAUCGUGUCUUCGGUCAAUGGUCGCCCGGCCGAGUGCUUUCUUCUUCAGCACACCAUUCCUCCUAAUAUAUACCCUCUAUGGCUCAACUUACCUGACAGCCAAUGUCAUCGACACCGUCACCGCAACGAUGCGCAAUCAUUCCUACAACACUAUCGACACAGGCUUUGCCAAAUUCAUCGCCACAACAACAGUCAACAUGGCCAUCUGCGUAUACAAAGACGCCCGUUUCGCCAAAAUGUUCGGCGCCCAACCUCCUCCAUCCUCAUCUUCUCAACCCUUGCGCGCCCCGGCUCCGACUCCCCAAAUCCCCAAAUCAUCAUACACCCUCUUCUGCCUCCGCGAUAGCAUCACCAUCUUUGCUUCCUUCAAUAUCCCAGCCAAGAUCGCCCCAUCCAUACCUGACUUCAUGGCUUCAACGCCCGGCAUGAAAGCAUCACUAGCUCAAUUCGCUUGUCCGGCUCUCAUGCAGUUCGCAAGCACCCCGAUGCACCUCCUCGGGUUGGAUUUGUAUAAUAGACAGCCGGAGGGCGGCCUCCGGUGGACAGAUCGUGCAAGCAGAAUCCGCCGCGACUAUGUGGCCAGCUGCUUUGCGCGCAUGGGCAAGAUUGUCCCGGCCUACGGUAUUGGCGGAACAGUCAAUGUGCGCAUGAGGAGUUAUUUGAUGAAUCUCAUUGAGGGUGAGAAGAUCACGAUAUAA
Molecule: messenger RNA, 894 nt
Organism: Penicillium salamii
Lineage: Eukaryota; Fungi; Ascomycota; Eurotiomycetes; Eurotiales; Aspergillaceae
Source: the annotation of a GenBank genome assembly